This is a messenger RNA of Brassica napus (rape), 955 nucleotides long. RefSeq names its product B-box zinc finger protein 18. The record is from RefSeq and is a predicted model, not a curated record. Bases 217 to 780 code for a protein of 187 amino acids. Gene Ontology annotation, biological process: regulation of DNA-templated transcription; photomorphogenesis. Lineage: Eukaryota; Viridiplantae; Streptophyta; Magnoliopsida; Brassicales; Brassicaceae. Gene Ontology annotation, molecular function: zinc ion binding. Gene Ontology annotation, cellular component: nucleus. The transcript has 5 exons.
AAUUUAUAGACAGCUGCUCUCCGUCUCUUCGAUAUUUUAAAGAAGGAAAGAGAUUGAUUCAUAACUUAAAUCUUCAUUCAUCCUACAAAUCUUGUUUCUUCCCCGGGUCAACAAUCAAAAUAUGGGUUUCGCAAAAAGAUGCUAACUUUCAAAGUGUUCUUCACUGUCCAAACAUAGCUAGAAUCGCGAGCUCGAAAGAAAAAAUAAGAAGAAAACAUGCGUAUUUUGUGCGAUGCCUGUGAGAGCGCCGCCGCAAUAGUCUUCUGCGCCGCCGACGAAGCUGCCCUCUGUUGCUCCUGCGACGAAAAAGUUCAUAUGUGCAACAAGCUAGCUAGCCGACAUGUCCGUGUAGGUUUGGCUGAUCCCAGCAAUGCGCCAAGCUGUGACAUAUGCGAAAAUGCACCUGCCUUCUUUUACUGUGAGAUAGACGGUACUUCUCUUUGUCUACAAUGCGACAUGGUUGUUCAUGUUGGCGGCAAGAGAACUCACAGGCGCUUUCUAUUGCUAAGACAGAGGAUUGAGUUUCCAGGUGAUAAGCCUAACCACGCCGAUGAUCUGGGACUAAGGUGUCAGGAAGCAAACCGUCAAAAGGUCUCCUCAUCAGGUCGAGGUCAAGAAUCAAAUGGGAAUGGUGAUCAUAAUAUGAUUGAUCUUAACUCCAACCCUCAAAGAGUACACGAGCCUGGAUCAAAUCACCAAGAGCAGGGUAUCGAUGUAAAUAGCACAAACAACCAUGAGCCUGUAGGCGUUGUACCUGUUGGAACGUUUAAAAGAGAGUGAUCAGAGAUACACUAAGAUCAAGUAAGAAGUAUGUAGGCAUGCAAGAACACUAUCAGUAUUGUGCAUUAUGUUUUUUUUUUUUUGUUUUUGAAGAAAUUAGCUUAAAAGAUAAAGAUAAAAGAUCUGAAACAAAUAAGCUUUUUUAUUAAAAAAAAAUCUGGAUCGCUUCUCUGUU